Molecule: messenger RNA, 1008 nt
Organism: Penicillium olsonii
Lineage: Eukaryota; Fungi; Ascomycota; Eurotiomycetes; Eurotiales; Aspergillaceae
Source: the annotation of a GenBank genome assembly
AUGCCCCUCUCCAUCAAGUCCGUCCAAGGCAAAUCCGCCAUUGUCACGGGAGCUGGUUCUGGUAGGCCCCUCACCAUCCCGAAACAUUGCACGCUGACUCCUCAAGGAAUCAACCUAUGUUUUGCGAAACUACUGGCAGAGAAUGGAUGCAAUGUCUUGAUCGCCGACCUGGCCUUGCGCCCCGAAGCACAAGUCCUGGUGGAGAAACACAAGAGCGGACCCGGGCGUAUUGUGUUCCAAGAAACCAACGUGAUUGACUGGAUCCAGUUAGAGCGGAUGUUUGAAGUUGCCGAGAAGGAAUUUGGUUCGAUCGACAUCGUGUGCCCGGGAGCUGGAGUCUACGAGCCGUAUUGGUCCAAUUUCUGGCACCCACCUCAUUCAGAGAAGAGCAAGGAUUUGCCUGGGAGUGGUCGAUACGCCCUCGUUGAUAUCAAUGUCACCCAUCCAAUCCGCACGACGCAGCUGGCGAUUGCGUAUUUCCUCAAGCAUCGUGACAGCAUUGGUCCCAAGCACAUCGUCCAUAUCUCCAGCAUUGCGGGCCAGAAUGCCAACCUCACAGCACCCAUCUAUUGCGCCACCAAACAUGCCAUCAACGGCCUGGUCCGGUCGCUCAGUUCUCUCGACCAGAGGCUGGGAAUCCGGGUGACUGCUGUAGCCCCGGGGGUCAUCAAAACACCACUCUGGAUGGAUAACCCUGAGAAAACGCGCCUGAUUGACACUAAGACAGAUGUGUGGGUGACUCCUGAGGAAGUGGCGGAGGUGAUGCUGGCACUGGUCCAGCAAGACGAAGUAAGUGAGAUCAUUGGGGAUCGGUCGGGUCGGGGUCCAUUAUACAAGGUAUCCGGUGGAACAAUUCUGGAAUGCUCAAAGACUGUUCGUGCUGUGGGUCAAUUCAAUGAUCCUGGUCCUGGGGAUCGACCGGGCAAUACGGCAUCGGUGCAUCGCCUUGCGGAGGAAGAGAGCUAUCAAGACAUGGGGCGAAAGGGAUGGGGACUGCCCAAGCUGUAA